AUGGGAAGGUACACGAAUCUUCUGCUGAUCGUCGCCGCUGCGGCCGGCACGGCAGCGGGGGUGUACCUCGUUCGGCGCUACUACUGCUGCCAGAAGAAAAAAACAUGCCGCGACGACGCUUCGUCGAAAGGGAUUUCCACGAAAGAGCUGAUCGAUCGGUUAAGGGAGGAGUGCAGCACGAGCAAGGAGAAACUGCUGCAGAUCGCGGCGGACAUGAAGGCGGAAAUGGUUUCCGGGCUCAGGAGCACGCAGGGGAGCACGCUCAAGAUGCUUCCUUCCUACGUCGACCGUCUCCCCGAUGGGUCGGAGAAGGGCGUGUUCUACGCGCUAGACCUGGGCGGGACCAACUUCCGCGUGCUGCGAGUGCCUCUGCUGGGGAGGGACGGUGGGAUUGGCAAGGUGGACUCAGAGGGUGCCUCCAUCAGCCCCGAGCUCAUGACUGGGACCACCGAGGCUCUGUUUGACUACAUUGCAUCGAGGCUGGCGGCCUUCGUGGCGAAGGAAGAGGAGGAGUUCAAGCCAGCAGAGGGCAAGCACCGCGAACUGGGGUUCACAUUCUCGUUUCCGUGCGACCACACGGCUAUCAAUGCUGGGCGGCUCAUUCAGUGGACCAAGGGUUUCAACAUCCCUGAAACUGUAAACGAUGCAGUGCUGGCAGGAGCACGGUUCGUGGAGUCAGAUAUGAUGCUGGGGGUGAACGAUGCAGUGGGCACGCUCGCAGGAGCAUGGUUCGUGGAGUCAGAUGCGAUGCUGGGGGUCGUGAAUGAUGCAGUGGGCACACUGGCAGGAGCGCGGUUCGUGGAGUCAGACGUGAUGCUGGGGGUCGUGAACGAUGCAGUGGGUACGCUCGCAGGAGCACGGUUCGUGGAGUCAGAUGUGAUGCUGGGGGUCAUUAGAGUGGGCACACUGGCAGGAGCGCGGUUUGUGGAGUCAGAUGUGAUGCUGGGGGUCAUCCUAGGCACGGGGUCCAACGCGUGCUACGAGGAGAUUCAAGACAUGAGCGUGAUCCACAUGGAGUGGGGCAACUUCUGGUCCGGCCAUCUGCUUUCUUGUUCAUUCCCUUCCUGCCCCUUUCCCCCCUCCUCUCCCUACCUGUCUGCUUAUCUGCCUCUAGCACACGAGGUGAUCAACAUGGAGUGGGGCAACUUCUGGUCCGGCCAACUGCCUGUCACGGAAUACGACGACCUUCUUGACUCAAAGAGCGCCAACUGCGGCCAGCAACGCUACGAGAAGAUGAUAUCUGGCAUGUAUGUGGGGGAGGUGGUGCGUCUGGCCCUGUUGGACAUUGCUCAGAAUUCGAAUCUCUUUGGCCACCCCGUCCCUGCUAAGCUGCUCCAACCCAACUCCCUCCCGACGCCCAAAGUAGCAAUCAUCCACGAAGAUACCUCUUCAGACCUCUCAAAAGUUGGAUCUGUACUCGCCGAGGCUCUUGAGCUCCCUGACACCUCAUUGGCCCAGCGCCAGGCAGUGCAGGAGGUGAGCCGCAUCUUUGGGGAGAGAGGCGCCCGCCUGGUGGCUGCUGGUAUAGUGGGUGUGCUGCAGAAGCUGGGGCGAGAUGGAAAGGCAAAGCCAAGCGCACAGAUUAGCACAGCUGAUGCCGCAGCAGCUGUUGACGGGGAAGCAGCAGAGGGGGCAGCAGAAGCAGAGGCAGGGGCAGGUCUGGGGCAUGUGCCGAGGACAGUGGUCGCAGUGGACGGGGGUAUGUACGAGCAUUACACUCCGUUCCGGGAGGGUAUUCACGAGACGCUCAAGGAGCUGCUUGGGGAGGAGGUGGCAGGGUUUGUGAGCAUGAAGCUGUCGAAGGAUGGGUCGGGAAUCGGUGCUGCUCUGCUGGCUGCCUCACAUUCGGCCUACAAGGAGUAA
This is a messenger RNA of Closterium sp. Naga37s-1, 1863 nucleotides long. NCBI's taxonomy places the organism in Eukaryota, Viridiplantae, Streptophyta, Zygnematophyceae, Desmidiales, Closteriaceae. The record is from the annotation of a GenBank genome assembly.